ACUAAGACGUAGGGCGGUCCAAUUUGUGGUGAUUGUCACGUUGUUUUUGGAAUCCUAUUUAGCAUGGACCCUAGUAGGGUAGUUGAGGCAUUAAGUAAUACUCUGUUGGCAGAAAAACAAGGAAAUGGAACAAAGAUACUUGAUGAAAUGCAUAAAAUUAUUGGAUUUGUUCCCACUCUAUUGAAAAUCAUCCUUGAAGAGAGUAUUGAUGUGGGAGUACGACAAGCAGCAGCUCUCUAUUUUAAAAACAACAUCUCUGAAUGGUGGAAGCCCGAUGAGUCAGACGAAUCUGGUGAAUUAAGAUUUUGUAUACAUGAGCAAGAUAAACAGGCAAUCAGAAGUUCUAUUGUAGCAGCUCUUGUCUCGGCGCCAAUUCCUUUUCAGUAAGACAUUUUUCUGAAGUAACUUCUUAAACAAGAACUCAUCUCCAGGUUGCUCUUUCCAAAAUAAUUAGGCAUGAUUUUCCUACUCGUUUUGAAGAGUUCCCUGAACAAGUAAAGCAUUUUUUAGAAUCAAAUGAUCGCUAUCAUCUUCGAGGAGCUCUUCGUUGCCUUUAUGCUUUUGUUGAAGUGUAUACAUACAAAAAGAACGAUGAACGCGCAAAUACGGUUUCCACGAUGCAAGUUUUUUUUCCAAUCUUAUAUUCAACGUUGUCGAGUCUCAUUGUUGAAGAAUCCGAGGAUUCUUAUGUACUUCAAACGCUCAUUAUCAAAAUAUUCUUUUCAUUUAUAAAUUACCAUUUCCCACUGGAUGCAAUGAAUAAACAGUUAUUUACUCAUUGGAUUGAUAUGUUCUGUACUAUACUCGGUGAUUUCAAAGUGACUCAUUCGGACACUUCAAGUUCAACCUGGAAACGGCAAAAAUGGGCUUUAAAAAUACUUAACAGGGUUUUCACCCGGUAUGAUGCGUAGAAAUCACUAACUCCUUUCAGUUAUGGUAGUCCUGGCUCAGUCAUUAAGCUAUAUCAACCAUUCGCUGACUGGUAUCUUAAAGCCUUCUCAGGGCAAAUAAUAUCAGUACUUCUGAAUAUAUGUGAAGCAUACAGACAAAAAUCAUUCGUUUCCAAGCCUGUGCUUAGUCAAACACUGGACUAUUUUUCUUCGGCGUAAGUAAAACACAAUCCAACUUGUUUUUGUAGACUGGCUAACUCAUUUUCAUGGAAAUUGCUACGGCCACACUUCUCUCUUUUGGUCCGUGAAGUUAUAUUCCCGCUAAUGUCAUAUACUGAAGAAGAUGCAGAAUUAUGGCAAGAAGAUCCAGUGGAAUACAUUCGAGCAGAAGCUGGUGAUUGGGGAUCAGUAUCUAGUCCAGCAAGUGCGGCGUCUACGCUUCUAAGUGAAGCAUGUGUUAAACGACGUGGUGUUCUCAAUAACAUAAUGCCGUUCUGCAUUCAUAUAUUAAGUUCCGAGAGUUCUCCUAUUGAGAAGGAUGCUGUUUUGCACAUGUACAUAGCUAUAGCUGAAAUCUUAUUGAAAAAAGCUGCAUACAAGUCUCAAUUAGAAUCAUUUCUUGUAGGUCAUGUCCUUCCGACUUUGCAUGCUCCUGAAGGAUAUCGUCGUGCUAGGGCUUAUAGAUUGCUGGAGAAAUUAUCAGAGGCUAAAUUCAAUGACCAAAAUAUAUUUGCCCAAGUUGUUGAUGAAGUGAGAAAAGCUGCAUGUUUUGAUUCGGAAUUGCCAGUUCGUGCGUUUGCUGCACUCUGUCUCUCAGAAUUAGUUCGGUGUCAAGAAGCUGCUCAUCAAUUUGUGGCUCCUCAUCUACGCGAACUCUUGAUACGUUUAUUGGAGCUUCUUCGGCAAACUGAAUUCGACGAUUUAAACAGUGUAAUCGAAAUAUUAAUACAUACAUUUGAAAAAGAAAUAGUUCCAAUCGCUUCUGAAGUUAUGCAAACAUUGUCAGAUACGUUUCAUCAGCUCGUUAUUAAAUCCGAGUAUGAAUUAAAUAGGGAAUUAAUCGAGCUUGAGGAUACAGAAGAUCUCUUUGAGUACCGGUCAAUAGUUGCUACAAGUGUUUUAGAUAAUAUGGAGUCUAUUCUGCAAGUUGGUGAAGAUAAUGAAAACCUUGUUGCUCAGCUUGAACCCAUUGUUGUGCAUUUGAUUCAGUCUAUAUUCAACCAUAAAUUAAGUGUGUUCUUUGAUGAAGCUCUCACGUUCAUUUUCUCGCUGACAACUAACAAGAUUUCCCCACUUUUGUGGCAACUUUUCGAUCAACUCUAUCCUGUAUUCAAAAAAGAUGCUUGCGAGUGCUUUUCCGAAAUGAUGCCCUGUCUACAUAAUUACAUAACAGUGGACCGUGAGGCUUUCCUGGCAAAUACUUCACGUAUUGAACAAAUUACUGCUAUGUGUUUAGAGGUGUUCUCAAUGGAUGACCAAGAAAGACUACAAAUGCAUGCUGCAAAAUUACUUGAAGUUAUUUUACUUGAUUAUCGAGGUCAAGUGAAUCAGUAUGUACCAAAAUAUGUUGAGCUAGCACUUACACGUCUUACACGCCCGCUUGUUUCAAGUGAACUUAGAACACUCUGUAUGCAGGUGGUAAUUGCUGGAUUGCUUUACUCACCUAUGGAUAUGCUCCAUAUGAUGAUCGAGCAUCCAUGGCCUGGGACAGAGGUUAACAUUUUGUCCGAAUUCCUUAAACGAUGGAUUGAAGAUGCAGACUGUUUCCUUGGAUUGCAUGAUCGCCGCCUCUGUGUCUUAGGACUUUGUUUGAUUAUUUCUCUUCCGGUUGAUAAACGAACUGAUGCAAUUGUAACAUUCAGUGAAAAGUAUAUACCAUCACUUCUACUGCUAUUUUCUGGACUGAAAAAGGCGUACGCAACAAAAGCUUCCAAUCAAAAUGAGGAUGAUUCGGAUGAAGAAGAAUCUGAAACAGAGGAAGAUUUAGAGGGUAAAGCUUUGGGAAGCGAUGAAGAUGAAGUAGACGAAGAAAGUGUUCGUUAUUUAGAAAUGUUAGAGGCAACUAAAGAUUCAGAUGACGACGACGACGAUGAUGAUGAAGAUGAGGACGAUGAGGAAGAAGAAACACUCGAGGCGUUCGACACACAGAUGGAUAAGUCUGAAUGUGAUAUGGAUGAAUAUGUAACGUUUUAUCGUGUAAUGACUGAAUUGGAACGAUCUGAUUAUGCAUGGUAUAGUCAGUUGAUCAAUCAUCUUAGUGAAGAACAACAAAAUGAUCUCAAAGGAGUGGUGGAUACUGCUCUAAAAUGUAUCCAACAAAAAGAGUCUAAAAUUAUUGAACAAGCUGGAGGAUAUACUUUUUCACCAACUAUCCCUAGUAGCUUUGAUUUCGGUUCACCCAAUGGACAACUUAAAUAAUCUAUGUGUUAUAAACUCUGUUGUAAGGAAUUGAGUAUUAGUUUAUGAUACUUUUUUCUCUCUGUAUAGGAUAUGUUAUAGUCUAAUAAACAUGUAAACAAAACUUUCAUAAUUACAAUUUACUUAACUCCAUUAAAUGUGCGCGCUACCCAUUAUGCUAUUUUUAUUUCAUAAAUAAUCUGGUAACUAUAAUUUUGUUCUCUCUUCAGUUUGUUUUCCUUUUAUCAUUGUACACAUGUAUUCCUCUUCUUUGUCUUCGUCUUCUGUAUGCUCUUAUUGUCAAUGUUUACUAUUUCUAACUUUGUGUUUCUUGUUCAACUGACACUAAUCCAUGAUCUUUGUCUGUAAUGCUUCUAUUCUUCUCCCCCAUUCGUAAAUAUUCUAUAUUGCACACACACACAUAUAUAUUUGUGUUUUGUUUUUCUUUUUUUCCAUUAAUCAAUGCAUGAAAUGAAAAACUAACCAAAUAUAUAAUUCGUGUUCAACAGAGAUUCGAUUGUGACUUAUUUGUUGGUAAAUAUUUUUCUUAUGUAUUCAAAGAAAACUGUGUUUUUUUGUUUGUUUUUAUAUCCCUGUUUUUUCAAUAUUAGUUCCCCCUUCUUUCUUUUUUUUGAGAAAAAAGAAAGAAAAAAAGAUCUUGUUAACGACUGCAUUAUAAAACUGGGGUUAAUUUUCUUGCUUAUUUUUGCUCUUUUUUAAGACAUUCAAUUUCUCAGAUCACUGCUUUUUGAAAGAAAAAUAUAUAUAAUUAGUACAGUGUUAUGAUCCUCUAUGAAAUUUGAUUUGCUUUUACAAAAUAAAAUCUAUUCAGUUUUGCUUUG
Schistosoma curassoni is the source of this 4129-nucleotide messenger RNA. The record is from the annotation of a GenBank genome assembly. Lineage: Eukaryota; Metazoa; Platyhelminthes; Trematoda; Strigeidida; Schistosomatidae.